Paramuricea clavata is the source of this 6717-nucleotide messenger RNA. The record is from the annotation of a GenBank genome assembly. NCBI's taxonomy places the organism in Eukaryota, Metazoa, Cnidaria, Anthozoa, Malacalcyonacea, Plexauridae.
AGAUCAAGAAGCUCAUAUAGUUGGCAUGUAAUUAUGCGAGAAUAAGAACUGUUUUGAAAUCCACUUCUGUUGUACUUUGGAAGUAUCCUUUUGCCUGCUUAACAUAAAAAAAUAUUGUACUAUCACAACAAAUUUUUAAUCGCGUCGGAAAUAUACUUAGUCCUAUGUGGAGGAAAUGCAAGGAUAACAGUGAAGUCUAACUUCAUAAAUUGUAAGUAUAACUAAUUCAGUUAGUAAUUGAAAAUAUUUUCCCCAUUUUCGCUGCUCAGCAAGCUUCUCUUUAGGAAACUAUUUCUUCGUAUUUAUACCAUAGUACACCGCAUUUCUAGUGCAUAUUUUUCCAGUAUAUAACAUAAUGUUUAUUAUACGUGGUUUCGUUCAUGAUUAACUUCUCAUGCGUUUCAAUAACAACACGCAGCAUUUGGUAUAUUAUAUACGCACUCUAGACUAUAAUCAUGACUAAUUUCAACACAACUUUAAUUAAUAUUUUAUGAAAUUACAGUUAUAAUAAAGAAUACUAUUGCAACACGAGGCUCAGCCCUGUGCCGAUCGAUAAAUUGACUGUCCUAAUAUUUACUAUUUGCACCAAUACAUUUACUUGUCUAGUGCUUUAGCGCCUUGACGCCGGCUUAAUUAUUUAUGAAGCUUAUAGUUAUACAACAGCGGGCAGGAAUUGUACCGCAAAAAUAAAGUUGUUUAGAAACUAUAUUACAAUUGCCUGGAUUGACACACUGCAGUGUGUAUAACAAGUUUUAUGUCUAUUUAAACUUAUUUUAAAUAAUUUGACAAAUGUUUGAUUAAAUUCAGCAUGCUAACCACUUGAAAAUAUGAGACUUCGAGUCUUCGACUGUUAGAGCGGAGGUUCUCGUUGUCGACAGCGGCGACAAAAUUCCAGACGAAGGAAACUUGGAGACAAAGGAACAGUUUGAUGGAAACGUCGAUCCAGGGUUUAUUUUAACGUGCAGUUCUACACAAAAUGUGCAGUUCUAAACCCAUUUUUGUAGUUCUUAAAACUCAAAUGUGCAGUCACCAAAUUAACAAAAAUAUAAGUUAACCUCAAAACAGUCUUCUCAUGAUUCCCAGUUACAUGUUUUGAAACAGUUUUUGUGGGUAGUUGGGUGAAGCAAAUCUUUGCCAGAACUUACGAGCCUCUAAAUUCAAAAUUUGGGGGAUACCCCCUACCUGUAGCCCCUCACCCAGAAUCGAGUUUGUCUGGCUUCACCCAACCACACCUUUAUUCUGCCACCUAUAUACAAAUUAAGAGUCUAUCAUAAUUUACAGCGGUAACUAUAAAUUUACAACGUUAAAUAAAGAUAAAAAUCCUUUGACCCCCCAAACACGUGAUUCUUCGUAACAUCCUUAAUAUGUGCAGUUCUAAAUUUUUCUUAAAAUAAACCCUGCGUCGAUCAGUCUUUCAGACGUUUUCAGGUAGUUGCCAAUCCUUCAACCACUAUGGAGAAUGGAACCUUACAUUUGAGACUCAAUCUAUAGUUAUCGCAAGUUGUUACUGUUGUGUAAGAAAAAAUUUAAUCGAGCCUGUAGCUACAAAUUAUAUAAACUACAUGUACAUGUCUUUCCGUCAGUGCGCUCUUCGUAUACUGCAUACAUAAUUAUUACUAAUAUGCAAUACUAACAGUUACUAACUGUGAAAGCCUCUGAUAAUUAUGUUUAUACAACUAACUGAUCUAAAUUCUUAACAAUAGACGCAACACACCACAAACAUAUAGCAAAUUAUUGCAAAUCAAGUUAAAUCAAUCCAUGUUAAAAAAUGGGAAUAGACUGAAAUCCCUAGCACUGAUUUAUGACAGCAGUUUAUCAAUUAUCAGACUCGUUCCCAGGCAUAGGCAUAUACGGGCUGAAAAAAUUUAGGGUGGCGGACAAGAAUAUGCGCAAAGUUUAUAAAUUUACCCGACCAAUACAAAACCUAUUUUUCGUUGUAAAUUUACAAUUUUAAUAUUUUGCAUUGAUAUUUUGUUUUCAGACAUUUGUUUAAUUUCUUCCUAAUUAUUUAGACGAUUUUAAUACGCAUCAACCAUCAUUCACCCCGACUUUUAAGUAGUACUAUGUAAUUUUUAUUUGCCUUCUGCCCGAUUUUUAAGUACAAUCUGCCCGACUUUUCAGUACAAACUGCCCAGCCAAAAUAUUUUCCCCUCUCCUGGGCUAUGUUCCCGGGUUGUCUCCAGGAGCUAUGUCUAUUUGCUCGGUUCUGUAAGGCAAAUGUGGAAAGGGUGCCUAUAUGAUAUAUACUAUAUAUAGUAUACAUGCGUACUCUUUACGUAAUUACCAAAUUAAAGGCUAAAUUAAAGUUUUGUUUUUUCUGAAUUGAAAAUAAAAAACUUUCGUUGGUAGGGAUGCAAUAAGCUUCGGAUUAUUACAUGAGUUAUUUUGUAAUUUUCCCGAUCCCCGCCACUAACUUCCCGCAGGGGCGUAGCAAAGGGGGGGCAAGGGGGGCUCUUCCCCCCAUGGACAAAAGGACUGCCCUUGUGAAAAGCUGAAAUCCGGGCAGAAGGGAGGGGGGGGGUACGAUGUGUGAAUAAUGAUUCACAUCUCUUCUGUUUGCCAACAAAAGUUGUAGUCUUCCCUAUCUAGAAUCCUAACUCCAGAAAAAUAUGCCUAUGGUGGUUGAAAGCACAUUUGAACUUUAAUUUGCGCGCAUAUAGCAGCAGUCAAAGUUCAAAGUUCAUUCUUUUUAUUGCAAUAAAAUUUCCACUUCAAAAUCGAGGACAUCGUGCUAUUUUGCUGUUGUAUUUGUAUGUACAGUACAAUGUUUUACAAAAAUACUUUUUCGAUCUAACAACUUUAGGAGACUUAAAAAUGGCUUUUUGUCGUAGUAACUUUUCUUCAAACCUCGUCCCAAAAUGCGUGAAAUAGCGUUCUAAUGAGUCUAAAAAUUCAAAAUUUUUCCGAGCGAGCUUGUCCCAGGACCUCCUAAAUUCCUCGCGCCUUUGGCGCUCCCAUUUCAAAUGCCAUAAAAGAUCCCCCGCAAAGUUUAGAACCUGACUACGCCAACGACUUCCCGUCGAAGAGCCUUCGCUCGAAACGUCGAAUUUCUCCUUGUAUUUUCAGCUGAGUUGCAUCCCCAUACCAACGAAAAUUUUGUUAUCCUUGAUAACGUAAAACGGUUGAUUUGUUGUUUAACAGUAUAUCCUAUCAAACUGUCUAGAUAGGGUCGAUAACAUAGACAUAACAACACGCUUUUGAGUCAAUUUAACAGUUAAUGUUGAGUCAAUUUUUUAUUCACUACAUGCAUAAAUACAAUGUAAAAAGUGGGUCAUGCUAGUUUUAAUUUUAAUGUAAUACUUUAUAUUUUGAAACAAAAUUUCACUGACAACAUGGUUGACUGACUACAACCGGAAUCUAUUCGGAAAUAAUUUAGUAACGAAUUAGAAUACAGGACUCUUUGUAUAUAUACAAUUUCAAAUUUAGUUUGCCUUAUAGGUCAAGAACAUGCUUGAAACAGAUGAUAUACUUCUUUCGGUUAUUCUCUUGCUGCUAAUUCUGAUUCUUCUUUGGAUAUGUGGUGCAGCACUUCUGCGCAGGAUGGGGAUAGGUUGUCUUCACGUAGAACACCACAAGGAGGAUGAGAUACACAAAGAGAUAAUUAAAAUGGAUGAUGAAGCUCCCAUAGACUAUUCCUUUGAAAUUGUACAACCAGAAGUAAAGGAACAAACCAAUGGAAAUCCAUUCAGUGAUAAUAAGUAUAUAAUUUUUAUCAUAAUUAAAUGUCUUUGUUUUAGCCGUUUCCAUACCUGACAUUUUUAUUCAGUUGCCUUAGCUUCGACUAAACAAAGCCGUAAUUUAGUACGUUUGAAUGUUAAGUGCCAGUGUAGCUAAGAAUACAAUAUAAUGGCUUUUGUAUGAAAUGCAUUGGUUUUCUGAAAAUAGAAUAAACGUCGUUUGGAAGUGAGAUCCGUGCGUCUGAUCUAGCCGACAGUGUAAACAAUCCUAUGCAUUAAUCACGGUUAAUAGAUUAAUUAAUCAAAAGAUCUUUAACUGAAUUACAAUAACUGAGCCAGAGGAAACUUUUGACUCUAGACAUGCAAGGUAUACGUAUAGAAUAGGUGUACUGACUUGUGUUUGAAUUAAUACUUGUCUUGUCGCAAAGUAAAUAUUUUUCUGACACGAAUCCACAGGGCCGUGCCGACAAAGGGGUUAGAAAUUGAAGUUCAAAAGAUUGUUAAAACCGUAUUCCUGACUCUCUUUUCGCCAAUAUUUUGUGUUCACCCCCCAAAGACAUAUCGGUCGGCACGUCCCUGCGAAUCCGUCCGCGUCCCUGCGAAUGGGUAGGCAAUUUUAUGCGGCGAUCCUCCCGAAGAUGGCUGUGAGACUCAUUAGCGGAAUAAGAGUAUAACUCAUUAUCUAUGUUAGUCAAUGUUUAUUCAUAAAUCAUAUCUGGUCCUUCACCGUCACGUGUGUAUUGUAUUUUUGUCCUUGAAACUAACCAAUACCAAUAUUUUAGGAAAGUUACCUAUCGGUGACUCGAACAAUAGGAAAUUUCUAUUGGUGGAUUUGGUAAAAAUACAAUACACAUGUGAUGGUGAAGGAUCAGAUUUACGAAAAAACGUUGAAUAACAUAAACUCCGUAAAAACACUCCAAUUCUCCUGGUUAACCUGUUGCUAACCCGAUUGGGUCAACUUAAUAUUCCUGGUUCAAUUUCCUGGUUAAUUUAUCUCACCUGCUACCAUAGUCUGGUUAACGUAACCAGGAAUGGUUAUAUUUUACCAUAGCCGGCUAGAAUAACAAUAUAACCCAUUACCUAUAUAUAGAGAAGGCAAUAAACACGGUUAUAAGAUAUGCAGUGAUGACGUCGACUCAGCUAGGGCGUCAUGGCGGAGAAGAGGACUGGGACUAGGACGCCGUCUUAAAUAAAUAGAUAGCUUAAAAUUUACGGCGUCGAAUAUCUAGGACGGUAAGCGGAAGUAAAUUGGCAAUAUAUUUUGAGGUGUGCAUGCGUAUGUCUCAAUUGCUCGUCCUCCACCAAACGUUGACAACCUCACAACAAGAGUUUUGUCGUCGUGGAAACAAGAGCAUAAGGGGCCAUUCACAAAGGAUGUCCGGCCAAAUGAUGGAUUUUCAGACCCCCCUCCCCCCUUGUCCGGCAUUGCCGAAUUAGUAACCCCCCCUCCCCCCGGACAUCCGCCAUGCCUCGCAAAAACUCAUGCAACCUUGUAUAUAUCAAGAGUAAAAAACGUUUUUUACUUUUAGAACUUUUUUAUAACUGUAAAUGUGAACACAAAAACAUAUAAAUUACUAAUUAAAACAAAAUCUAGUGUUAACCGCAUAGUCAAAAUGCCAAUUUCACAAUGGGAAGGUCUGCUCAAAAUAGAGGGAAAAAGAAAUUUGUUUUUGAAUUUUUUUUAAAUUUCGGACAUCCGGAUUGCUAACCCCCCCUCCCCCCCUAUGUCCGAGUUUGUCCUGAUUUUCCAAAACCCCCCCCCCUCGGCUCGGACAUCCUUUGUGAAUGGCCCCUAACUAACGGUAAUGAAUUCACGUGUCUCUUUAAAAUUCAUGUUCAAAAAGAUGUAAAUAUUUAUAGUUUAAAGUCGUGAAUUUUAAGUGGACGUUUAUUUAUCUAGGACGACCUCCUUGUCGCAAUCCUCCACUCAAACCUGACGUCCUAGAUGACGUCAUAAAACUUACAAUCUAUUAUAUUAUCUACAGUGGUGAGGAACCGUGGACGAUGGAGAAAAGAUUUCUGAAUGUCAUUAUGAACAGUCAUGUGGACAGUGCUGAUGAAAUGUCUUUUAUCUAUGAUGUCCAUAGCGAAACCGAGGUAAUUAUUGUUCAUAAUAUUUCCAGUUGUGAUGUUUGUAACAUGAGUUGGAUGAAACAGGCUGUUGUGACAACAUUUUGAAGUAAAAAACUACCUGCUCUAUCUACUGUAUAUGAUAUCGAGCACUCUAUAGCAUUUCGUCAGAAAAGAAAAAAGAAAAAUUUUACGCUAUAGAGCAAAAAAGAGAAAAAGGACUUGUUAUUGAUGAUCCUUUUCACAUAAGAAAGAAAAUAUGAAGCACAUCUUUUAAUUAAGAAUUUUACCAAAUUUUACUAAAAAAUCUGAUUAGUAAAACUGGCGAAAUUUUAUCAAAAGUAGAAUAUUUUACCAAAUCUGGUCACAUUGGGCGGCAAUUGACGUCCAUAUACUAGUCCUUUCUAUUGCCGUUUAAAUUUGUCUCCGCGGUGUAUGACAGGCUGCAAGGAGUGUGCCAAAAUAGUGUGAUUUGUGACUUCUAUUUCAAAGAUACGGUCUAUAGCGAUUAUAUAGCUGGGGAGAAAUGGUAUUUAAACUAUCUAUGACCUUCAUAGAUUUUGGCCGGAUCGGCGUCAACAGUUCCGCUAAAAUUCUAGAUCUACAUAGCGCUCACUGGGUCAAACAUUCACAAACACUAAACCAUGCUAUUUUACAUGUAGAAUGGUAAUUUCUAUGGUAUGAAUCAUAAUUAUCCCAGUUAUUGCUGGAAAUAAUUUAAUUUCUGUAAUUAUAUUUUCAAGACUGAUCAGCAAAGAAAAACGAAAGCUAUCACCUCGCGUUUUGCGAAGUACUUGGACAACGUACCUGGCAGUGACCCAGUGAUAUUGCUAUCACUACAUUAUAUCAGAGACGAGGAAAAUCUUGUGUUGGCCAUUAUAAAAGUCGCGAAUCUAAAGCCUCUUUUUAAUAAUAAAAUGCCAGGUAAUGUGCAUGCGUUUUGGUUAGGGACUUUGCCUAAGCCCUAUAG